This is a messenger RNA of Suillus clintonianus, 7483 nucleotides long. RefSeq lists its product as uncharacterized. Gene Ontology annotation, molecular function: ATP binding; nucleic acid binding. Gene Ontology annotation, cellular component: nucleus; chromosome. The record is from RefSeq and is a predicted model, not a curated record. The coding region runs from base 50 to 7483 and encodes 2477 amino acids. The transcript has 32 exons. NCBI's taxonomy places the organism in Eukaryota, Fungi, Basidiomycota, Agaricomycetes, Boletales, Suillaceae.
CUCACCAUCUCAUCAAGUCUCAUCUCUCACAUCCACUCAACAGCUCAUCAUGCACACUUGUCCCAACUGCUCUGCUCAGUUCAACAACAGAAAUGACUGUAGUAAGCACAGCAAGAAGUGCUUGAAAGGCAUUGAGACUUUCACAUACAACAGUCAAGAGAUUACUGUCUAUAAAAAUGCAGAUGCUGGAGGAAAAGCCUACAAGACAUUGGAGGUUAUGAAGAGGCACCUGAAAAGUACAAAAUCACAUUGGGUUGGCAAGAAUCAACAAGGAGAUACAUUUCUAGAGGCAAGCCAAGAUAUUAGCGUACAUAAUACACAAAGAGUUCAUCAGCAGCAACACUCGGUCUCUAUGCGUGAAAGAGAUGAUCCCAUCGAGGUACACAUGGAGGAAACACAGCCUCUUCAUAUCAGUCGUACAAUUAGCAUGGAUCAGGAGAUUGACAUUAACGAGUCCAUCAGCAAAGCAUCACGCACAGAAUCAUCCAUAGACCUGCAAGAUGAUCAACCUCAAGCAAGUGAAAUAGCAACUCGAGCUAUUAGCCAAGAAAGUCAAGAUGGACUGCUUCACCACCCAUAUCUGGAUACUAUCAAUAUUGUCGUAAAUCCAGACCUGCGGAUCUUAUGCUGUCACAUCUGUCAAGUCGCACUGGCUCCUGGUCAUGUCUCUGGCCACAUGAGAAAUGUCCAUCCAGCAAUCAAAUUGCAUGACGAUCGAUUCUGUCAAGCAGUAGCAGACAUUGAUAUAGCCACAGCUCUUCCGACCUCUAUAGCAGGAGGCAGAGGUGUCAGUGCAUACAAGGGCCUAAAGACACACAACGGCUUUGCUUGCGAUCUUUGCUCCUAUGCAGGUGGAUCACGAGUGACUAUGGGCGAUCAUCAUCGAGAAAAGCACCAGUCCAUCCCACUGCCCAAGCAAUGGACUCCUUGCAUGGUACAGCAGCUCGACAGGGGGGUGCACAAGAAAUAUUGGAGAGUGGCCGGAGGCCAGGAGACAUCUUGCGAUCAUCAGGAUGCAAUAGACAAGAUGAGAAAAGAGAUGGAAGAGGUGACUAGAGUGGAGCAAGUGCCGCAAGAGAAGCGGUUGGUGAGCCCUUGGCUGUUGACCACCAGGUGGCACGAACAUGUAGCCGGUCAUGAAGUCGCGACCCUAAGGAAGCUGGUAGAGAUACCAAAGGCAGACGAGGCCAUCAUGCCCGACCUCGCGCAUGCGGUGGAGCUAUAUUUUGAAAGUGCCUUGGUUUUGUUGGAUACCACAGAAGAGUUGGUCUUGCAGCGUCUCAACUCUCCUGAUCCAUUGAAAGAGCGAGUCACUAGUUUAUCAUACGCUGGAAUCAACAACUCGCCUCUUCACCGCCAUCAAGAAGCUGGGACCAUGAAGUCAUAUGUGCGCUCGACCAUCGGUCUGCUAGCCAUGCUGCUGAGGACGGACAGAGGGGACGACUAUGAGAUUCCGAUCCCGCAACACCUCAUGCAAGCCCUGCAAGAAUUGGAACUGGCACUGACAGAGAAGGAGGAGACGACAGAAAAGAUACAUGCGGUCCUCACCAUGAUCUGGAUGACCAAGUGGGUCAAGGAGAAGGACAACACGAUCCCUUGUCCCACAGAGCGAUUCCUGGCUUUGCACACUCUGGAGGCCGAUGGACGACACAGGGAGCCAGUGCUCAUCACUCCCAUCUUGGCCAGACUAGAGUACUGCAUGCGGCUUGCGUGUCUGAAGCAAUUGAAAAUUCUCAGCACCAAGCUAUAUGAUGGCAACGACGAAGCAGCAUGCGACGCACUCCAGCCAUGGUUCACCGAUAAAACAAACUCGCCUUUCAGUGGCUUGCGAUCGCUUCAGCAUCGAGCAUCGAGCAUCGCAUACAAGACCACAAGUCUGCCUCGCGUGUGGUGGGUGGACCGCAAGAGAUGGAUGGAGAUGCUGUACAGAGGCGAUAAGGUGCACAUCAACCAGCUCAGAGAGAUGUUCGCUUCCUUGGAGAUGAAACUGGUGGAUCUCUGGGAAAACAAGGUGUUGGUCGGAAUCAGGGUCUACGUCCACUACAAGAAUCUCGUGGAUGAUAGCAACAACUACGAUGUGGGCUACUGCUUCUUGUCCGACCGCAGGAACACCUGCUUUGCAGACCGUGAUCGCUUCCUCAAGGCCCUCAUCGAUAAUCCAGAGGUCUUCAGCCAGUUUGCCGUAACUCGGUCGCAGCGCAACCUGGUCAUUCUGGGAAAGAACCUCACCAUGCUCAGGACAUAUCACAAAGGAAGCGCAUUGUCUGGGACCGACAAGCUCAUCCCUCACUCGAUAGAUGGUGUCACGGCCGACAUCAUGAUCCAAGACCUCGCCCUGACCAGGCCCUUUGCUGAAGUAGCCGCCCACAUCUGCUACCCAGACAAGCCAUGGAUCAAAGAGUCGUAUCAGAAGCACAUCUUCAUGAACGACCACAAGCUAUUCACCAGCGAACAGCUGUCUGCCACCAUGGCCAGGGAAAGUGUAUCUAACAUUGGCUUCGGUCUGGGAAUCAACUCUUGGCGUCACAUCAGCACCGCCUUCAAACGCAAACUCGGUAGAUUUGCAGAGGAGCUGUUGGAGGAAGACGAUCAAGACACGAUAGAGGCACUUCAAGCCGGCCACAGCAGGACGACAGAGAACCGAAUAUAUGGUCUCAGUCCAGAUACACUGGCAGCAGGGGCCGAGGACCUGCUGCCUCAAUUCCUUCAAGCUAGCACCAACUGGCAGUUGCUCAUGCACACAGUCCCAGGCGGUCUGGAACUGGCAUACACCGAUGCCAGGACCCACCACUUCAAACAGCUAGCAGACUCCGGAAGGUUUGGAUCAGACUAUGAAGAGAUCGAGGCACCAAGUCAUGUGAGGCCUCCCCUCAUUGAUGCUCCCAAAGUCACGGCAGAGAUCCAUUUGUCGACGGACACAUUGGCCAACCGCAUCGCAGGCAAGCUAGAAGAGAAGAUGAUGGCUGGCAUCGAGCAGAGAUUGGUGACGAGGGUGGUGGAUGCUCUCACGCCAGUACUGGAAAGAAUUGUAAUGGAAGCCAUGAAGACAGCGAUUCCACAGCAACUGGUCGGAGUUCCUACCAACGACAUCAACUUCGACGAUAUCUACGGGUCGGUCGACAGUCCAGGACCCAAGGAAGACUUGAACAACACUCCAAAAGCUGCAGCAGCCAAAGCCACAAGUCGCAAGUCACCCAUUCAUAAGAAUUGGACGGGACAUCGAGCUUCCAACAAGGAGUGGGAUGAGAGCGAUGCGGACGGGCAAACGACUUCGAGUGAUUACCCGACGACCAGCAACGAGUCCAAUAUGAUCGACACGACGAGCGAAGACGAUGUGAUCGGUCAGAAGUUGAAAGAGGUGGAGAUUGUCAGCGAUGACUAUGGAGCAUCGGCGCCACCCGCGAAUCAGCUGGCUCUGAAGGACAAGGAACGCAACAUCGAACGCAAAUGCCUGUCCGCGUUGCAAGUCGUUAUCAACAAGGACAAUGCUCAAUGGACAUCUACAGAGCAAAGGGAGGCAGUCAUGGCCACACUGAAGCGAGAGACCGACGUCAUUGCCAUGCUCAAGACGGGCGGGGGAAAGUCGAUGCUGGCCAUCCUUCCGGCCAUAAUGGAGGCAGACAGGGCGGUGGUGGUGGUCCUUCCUCUAAAGUCCUUGAUGAUCGACUGGGAGAGAAAGCUCAAAGUCAUGGGAGUUCCCUUCCAAGUCUACGACCACAGCCGUCCCUUGUCCACCAGCAUCAAUCUGAUCCUGGUGUCGGCAGACAAGGCCAGGUUCAAGACAUGGAGACAAUGCCUGGCUGAGUUCAACGAGAUCCUGCCGGUCAGCAGGCUGGUAUUCGAUGAAGCUCACCUGCCUCUGCUGUCAGAAGAUUUCAGAGUGUCCAUGCAGGAUGUGCACGAGCUCAGACAGUUCCCCAUGCAGCUCGUACUUCUGAGCGGCACGAUACCUCCUUCAAGCCUCGCCUCCCUCAAAGCGAUGUUUGGGCUCUUGCCCACAGCCAUCGAGAUAAGAGAGUCCAGCAACCGUCCAGAGCUGGAGUACAUCAUGAGGCCACCAGCUCAGUCCAGCACCCUGGACACAAAAGUCGUUCAAAUAGUCAACCAAGAGCAGGCGCAAUGGACCGCAAAGGACAGAGGCUUGAUAUUUGUCACAUACAUAGAAGACGGCGACACUCUGUCCGAGAUGGCGAGUGAUCCACAAAUCACCACGCGCUGGCCAUUCUACAAUGGAUCAAAGGACGUGAGCGACGCCUCCAGAGCGCAAUACUACAAGGAUUGGCGCUCUGGCAAGAGUCCGGUGAUGAUCUGCACGAGCGCCUUCAGCACAGGCAACGAUUAUCCUCACGUCCGACUGGUCAUCCACCUGAAGACCCCACUGGAGAUGUCUGAGAUCAUCCAAGCUCAAGGGCGAGGCGGAAGGGACGGAAAUCCCGCCAGAUGCUACAUGCUUCCAUCGACAUCACCUCCCAAGAUCAUCAUCGGACGAUCAGAGACAGAUCACAAGGGUCUAUGGUAUGCCCACGACCACAUCUACAGCCACGGUCUGAAGCGCUGCCUUCGCUACGGAUCGACCCUCUACAUAGAUGGAGAGGGAACCAAGUGCGGGGCCGAUCGGAGAAACCAGCUGUGUUGUGUCUGCAAGAACGACGCCAAGGAGCCGGUUCAAGCAAAGGCGGCCACUCAACAGCAUGUGCGCAUGCUCCCAACAUCCCCGCUCCACAGACGCGCCGUCUCCACAAACAUACCGCCCUUGCAACAGCGCACGCGUAUGCUGAUCGGCGCCUCUCCCAGUCACGGACGAAAAGUCUCGCUCAACAAAAGGGUGUUCAAUGACAUGUCUGGCGCAGCAGAUCCCUUUGCGGAGGCUGCCACACGUUCUAAAAAGCUGAAGACGACGAAGCAAGCGGCGGAGAUGAGCCAAGUGGACCGGAUGAGAAAAGCGUUGGACACGAUGAAGGACAAAGGAUGCACUCUAUGCUAUGCGAGCGACAAUGGCGAGUUGGAAGACCACCGGAUGAGCCAGUGUCCAUCAUGGACAUCCAUAGAUAGCACUCUGGGGCAGUACUUUGAAUGGAAGAAGGAGAUCAGAUACAACAACCACAAGGGCAUCUGCUGGAUAUGCCACGUGCCCACGUGCAGAGACGAACUGCACGUGCCUCUCGUGAAGGGGUCGAGAGACAACCAGUGCGACUGGCCAGACAUUGUAGUGCCACUAGCCCUGGUGAUCUACAAGUACAAAGAUCUGAAGGAGGCGGCGGAGGAGUACUUUGGAGUCGAGUGGGCGACCUUGGAGGCUUUCACAAAAUGGUUGAUGAAGGCGCCAGCAUCAGGACACCACAGCAAGGGGAUGGAUCUGCUGCUGUGGUACGUGGAAAUUUCAUCUCUACCAAAGAUUAAAAAGACUCCAGCGUCAACAAGCAAGACGCCUAAGAUACUCUCUUCUCCUAGCCAGAUUUCUCCCAAGACCCCUUCUCAGGCAAUGACGCCUGUGAAAGCAAAGAUCUCGUCUUCUGCCAGCCAGAUUUCUCCCAAGACCCCUUCUCAGGCAAUGACGCCUGUGAAAGCAAAGAUCUCGUCUUCUGCCAGCCAGAUUUCUCCCAAGACCCCUUCUCAGGCAAUGACGCCUGUGAAAGCAAAGAUCUCGUCUUCUGCCAGCCAGAAGAGGACCCAGAUUAUCCAAGAGUCUGACGAAGAGUCUGAUGAAGAGUCUGAUGAAGAUUCUCUCAGUGAGAAUGAUAUGGAGGAGGACGAGAUGCCGAUCACAAAGAGCAAGAAAGGCAAGGGGGCGAGAAAGGCAGCAAUGGUUGCUGGUGUGAUCGUAGCAGAGAAGGAGGAAGAGGAGGAGGGGCAACGCCAUCUCCACACAAUCCAGAUCCUGCAAGAUCUGGCAGAGGCAGAAUUAGGGUAUGGCUUGAUACACAUCGGAGGCACCAACAACGACUUUGGCAGAGGACCGCAGAUAGUUCGGCAGCGUUACAACUGUCGUCCCAUAAACAAACAGACAAUGAACAAGAUGAAGUACAGCCACGAGUCGACUGGGCUCCUGAACUGCCUCCCAGAUAACGCCAUUUUCAUUGGCGUCAAGGUGGAGCACAUCAAAGUGGAAUCCCUCCAACCUUUGCAGCCAGGACCGUACACGAACCAUGUCAAAUGGGCUCAUGAAGCAGCUGACCCUGGUAAUGAGAUGCUUCUUUUCAACGGCAAUCACAGGUGGACCUACAUGGAGAACUAUUACGCCCAAGAGUGGCACAACUAUUAUCAGGCGCAGAAGGCGGCGUACGACAACGACUAUGGUUCCUGUGCUGCGGCAGAGGCAAUGGCGAAGUCAUCGGAGAUGGUAGAUAUUUUAGAUGCUGACGCAGUGUGGGUCGCUCGGUUCUUUGACUUUGACAUGCUCAUGGCUGCCCAAAACUCGUCCCUGCUCUUGCACGAGCUCAUUGCAAACCAGACACUGCCCUCCAAGGAUGAUACUGACACGGACAAACUGAAGAACGUCCUUCGGCUUGCGAGCGGAGAGGCAUCGGAGAAGACGAAUCAGCUCGUUGCAGAUGCCACAGCGCAGUGGGUUAAGUCCAAAGAUUCGAACAGCUCGCGCACGGCGUGGGCGGUCAGCGACCAAAAUCUGUUCGACUUCCUGAAGGACCUAUACGCACAUGCGGAUUUCGAAUCAUCACCGCUGAUCAACAUAUCAUUGCUGUACAGCAAUUGGUACCCAUACAUGACGCAGUUCUUCAUCGCGACAUUCAGGCCUAUGCUGGACCUCCUGGAGUUCCUUGUCUCGCCCGUUGUCUUUCCAACUGUGGAAGAGGCCACCCUCAAAUACCUUCAAAAGAAGGUCCAGAUCAUGGACCCCAAGAACAGGAAGGAGCUUCGAAUAGUUCUCAAGGCAUUGCGGGAAGAAUACUUGCCCAAGUCACUCGAAAAGGGCAACGCGCCGCUGAAAGACUUACUCGAAGGCCCCAUGAUGAAGGCCCUGGACGAGGUGUUCUCAUCAAAGAUGUCCACUGUCAGCAGCCUGUAUGGCGCGGAGGAACCGAAAGAGAUCUACACUCAUUAUUUGGGAUCGCAGGCUUAUUACUAUGAGCUCAGGGCCGCCAUAAAGAAGGUCGUUGACAACGAACUGCUGCCAUACAUCAAGGACACCCCUCAGGGACUGAUCGAGCGUCGGACUCUGGUCAACACAGGCAUAAAACUGAUGUGGUCCGGUCUAGGGUACAACCCAAGCGCAGAGGGGACUUCGCACCCCAGCCUCGAGCUGGCCACGAGUCCUCCCAUCCUCACCGUGUCUGUGAUUGCCGCUGUCAUGCUAAACUGGCAUGCAUUGAAAAUGUCCAAGUACAUGAGAGUCCCCCCAGGCGAACCCAAGAUCGAAGAGAAGGCAAUGUUUGCUGACGAGGUUCAAGAGGCUAGUGCAAUCUUUGGAUGGAUCGAGUGCUUUGGGUCGUUUGCAGUGACCAAGGGAAAUGUCCGCAGCACCUAA